AUGAGCUACGGCGGCGGCUAUGGUGGAGGCUACGGCGGUGGAGGGGGCUGGGGUGGAGGCCACGAGGACCGCAUGAACAAUCUUGGUAGCGGCCUUCGCACCAUUGAUUGGGGCUCUCAGAAGCUGUCCACUUUCGAAAAAAACUUUUACAUCGAAGACAAGCGUGUCUCAUCUCGUAGCGAUAGAGAAGUCGAGGAGUUCAGAAAGCUAAAGGAGAUGAAGGUUCAAGGUCGCAACGUUCCGAGACCCGUCAGUUCCUUCGACGAAAUUGGCUUUCCGGAGUAUAUCAUGUCGACCAUUCGCGCGCAAGGCUUUCCAUCCCCUACUCCCAUCCAAUGUCAAGCAUGGCCAAUGGCGCUCAGCGGUCACGACGUUGUUGCCAUAGCUCAGACUGGUAGUGGAAAGACGAUUGCCUUCGCUCUUCCAGCUAUGUUGCAUAUCAAUGCUCAACCUCUCCUGGCUCCCGGCGAUGGUCCAAUCGCCCUGAUCCUAGCUCCCACUCGUGAACUUGCUGUUCAGAUUCAGCAAGAGUGCACUAAGUUUGGAUCUAACUCUCGCAUCCGCAACACUGCAAUUUAUGGUGGUGCACCCAAGGGGCCUCAGAUUCGCGACCUCCAACGAGGCGUUGAGAUUGUGAUUGCCACUCCUGGGCGGCUGAUCGACAUGCUGGAGACGCAGAAAACGAACUUGCGCCGGGUGACUUAUCUGGUCAUGGAUGAGGCGGACCGAAUGUUGGAUAUGGGUUUUGAGCCCCAGAUAAGAAAGAUCGUUGGUCAAAUUCGACCUGACAGACAGACUCUGAUGUUCAGCGCUACGUGGCCGAAGGAUGUCCAGAAACUUGCUAAUGAUUUCUUGAGAGAUUUCAUCCAAGUUAACAUUGGGUCUAUGGAGCUCACCGCCAAUCAUAACAUCCAACAGAUCGUUGAAAUUUGCAGCGAAUUUGAGAAGCGGGCGAAGUUGAUUAAGCAUCUUGACCAGAUCAGCCAGGAGAACGCCAAGGUCCUCAUCUUCGUGGGAACGAAGAGGGUCGCAGAUGAUAUUACGAAGUAUCUCCGCCAGGACGGCUGGCCUGCCUUGGCUAUUCACGGUGACAAGGAACAGCGUGAACGCGAUUGGGUACUGAGCGAAUUCAAGGCUGGACGAUCACCGAUUCUCAUUGCUACGGAUGUAGCAUCCCGUGGUCUUGACGUGAAGGAUGUUGGUUACGUCAUCAACUAUGAUUUCCCCAACAACUGCGAAGACUACAUCCAUCGAAUUGGUCGUACAGGACGUGCUGGUAUGAAAGGCACCUCCUACACCUACUUCACCACAGAUAACGCGAAGUCGGCUCGUGACCUGAUCGCAAUCCUGAGGGAGGCUAAGGCUGUGGUACCCCCUCAACUCGAGGAAAUGUCGAUGUUCAGCGGCGGAGGUGGUCGAAGCCGGUAUGGUGGCGGUGGCGGUGGUCGCGGUCGUGGUGGAGGCGGCGGCGGCGGUGGCGGCAGGUACGGUGGCCACGACAGUGGUUACGGUGGAAGGAACGAUCGGUGGUGA
This is a messenger RNA of Sparassis crispa, 1533 nucleotides long. RefSeq names its product ATP-dependent RNA helicase DBP2-A. Lineage: Eukaryota; Fungi; Basidiomycota; Agaricomycetes; Polyporales; Sparassidaceae. The transcript has 11 exons. Gene Ontology annotation, cellular component: cytoplasm; nucleus; ribonucleoprotein complex. The record is from RefSeq and is a predicted model, not a curated record. Gene Ontology annotation, biological process: rRNA processing. The coding region runs from base 1 to 1533 and encodes 510 amino acids. Gene Ontology annotation, molecular function: ATP binding; RNA helicase activity; RNA binding.